UUGUGAAAGCGAGAGGAGGCCGGUACAAUGCUUAGUCAUGGUGAGUUACAGCUUUCCCCCUCCUUCCUAUGUGGCGCACAGCUCGGCACACCGCGAUGGAGGAAUUGAACUAGACAACUCGUCAGCUGAACCAAAAGCUUCCGAGUAAACAAGCAGAUUCCAGAGCUGAGCACAACCUCGAGGAACGCGUCUCCGGAGAAAGCCACCAAACACCGCCCCUCCCCACUCCCAAAGGGUCCAAGUUACGCGUAUGACACUUCUGGCACUCUGCAAGGGUUUUUCUUUUUUUCUUUUUUUCUUUCAACACCACUUCUACUGCCUCAUCCACAGUAUCUGAUUCUGCCGCUCUCAGCACAAGUGUAGCCCUCUGAAGAGAGCUUUAAUUAUGACCUCGUUAAAAUGAAGCAGUAAAUCUGUUUUUCCCUCUCCAGAGUAUUCAGUAUGCAAAACUGACCUGCACCUGUGGUGAAUCUGGCAAACAUUUAUGUUAAUAUUUAAAUAAGUUUAUUUCUUGUGAAUAUCUGAUUAAUUGCUUGUAUUGGAGACAUUUCAAACCGUCCAAACACAUUGGGUGUGUCUGUCCUGAGACAGACAGGAAAGAGACAGACUGAUUGACAGGUUUCAGUUGAUUCCCCGAAGAGAAGAAAAACACUGUUGACAACACAAACAUUUGAAGUUAGAUUUCUUUGUGGCUUGCACUCGUUCGGUUUGUACAUUCUGAACCUGUUCGUCAGUUUGCAGUCGCUGGACGAAGCCAGAGGAAUCCUGAACUCAAGAUAUAUUGAUUAUGUUGGAACUGCAACAUGUAAAAGUACAUACAGCCAUGACCGGCAGCUCACAUAGAAGUCUCUAGUAAUGCCAUAAUGAGCAGUAUGGCUGGACUCAAGUACUGAACAGAGCAAGGAAAUCCCCAUGUCCACAUAAAUCUGACUUAAACUUGAACUCUUCCACACAAAGAAGCCCCCAGGAGAGCCCGGAGCUCUGUGUUAAAGCCGUCUGCCAAGUGUCGGGCCAAACUCUUCUUUUAUUCUACCCACGCCUGCGCAUGGUGCAAGGAUGCCCCAUCACACUGCCCACUGUUCUUGAGAAAGAGACCAAGGAGGAGGAGACAGGGUAGGAAAUGACAGAGUGCCUGACAGAAUACAAAGCGCUGGUGACUCCGUCCACGCGCAACGGCCACCGUGUCUUCAGCUACACACUAGAGAGCCACACGGCGGCCGCCUUCGCCAUCAUGAACGAGCUGCGUCUGGAGCGGCAGCUGUGUGACGUCACGCUGCGUGUGCGCUACAAGGACCUGGAGGCGGUGGACUUUGUGGCUCACAAGGUGGUGUUGGCCUCCUCGUCCCCGGUCUUUAGGGCCAUGUUCACUAACGGCCUGAAGGAGUGCGGUAUGGAGCUGGUGCCCAUCGAGGGGAUCCAUCCCAGGGUGAGUCAGAGCUCUUCUUUCCUUGAUGUAAUCUCUGUUGGGGAGAAGUGCGUGAUUCAUGUGAUGAACGGUGCUGUCAUGUACCAGAUAGACAGCGUGGUGAAGGCCUGCUGCGACUUCCUCGUCCAACAGCUUGACCCCAGCAACGCCAUCGGUAUUGCCAACUUCGCCGAGCAGAUCGCUUGCACGGAGCUCCACCAAAAGGCCCGCGAAUACAUCUACAUGAACUUCAGCCAGGUGGCGACCCAGGAGGAGUUCUUCAACUUGUCCCACUGCCAGCUGGUCACCCUCAUUAGCCGCGAUGAGCUCAAUGUGCGCUGCGAGUCUGAAGUCUUCCAGGCCUGCGUGGCCUGGGUGCGUUACGACCGGGAGAACCGGCGACCGUAUGUCCAGGCGUUGCUCCAGGCUGUCCGCUGCCAUUCCCUCACCCCCAACUUCCUGCAGGCCCAGCUCCAGUCUCUGGACUGGGACCCCCAGUGUAAGGACUACCUGGCCCAGAUCUUCCAAGACCUCACCCUCCACAAACCCACAAAAGUUAUUCCUUGCCGAACACCCAAGGUGCCGCAGCUCAUCUACACAGCGGGGGGUUAUUUCCGUCAGUCUCUCAGCUACCUGGAGGCGUAUAAUCCCUGCACAGGAUCCUGGCUGAGGCUGGCUGACCUGCAGGUGCCCCGCAGCGGUCUGGCAGCCUGUGUGAUCAGCGGGCUUUUCUACGCCGUCGGCGGAAGGAACAACGCGCCUGAUGGCAACAUGGACUCCAAUGCAUUGGAUUGCUACAACCCCAUGAACAACUGCUGGCUGCCGUGUGCACCGAUGAGCGUACCGCGGAACCGAAUCGGAGUUGGCGUCAUAGAUUGCAUGAUAUAUGCAGUCGGUGGAUCCCAUGGGUGCAUUCAUCACAAUAGUGUUGAGAGGUAUGAUCCAGAAAGGGACCAGUGGCAGCUGGUGGCCCCCAUGUUGACACGGCGUAUCGGUGUGGGUGUUGCAGUCAUCAACCGGCUGCUUUAUGCUGUGGGUGGAUUUGACGGGGCAAACCGGCUCAGCUCCUGCGAGUGCUACAACCCUGAGAGGGACGAGUGGAGGACCAUGGCCCCUAUGAACACAGUCCGCUCUGGAGCUGGUGUGUGCUCUCUGGGGAAUCACAUCUUUGUGAUGGGUGGCUACGACGGCACCAACCAGCUGAACACAGUGGAGCGAUAUGAUGUGGAAACAGAUACGUGGAGCUUUGCUGCCUCCAUGAGGCACCGACGCAGUGCUCUGGGAGUAACUGCAUUACAUGGACGCAUCUAUGUGCUGGGAGGUUACGAUGGUAACACUUUCCUGGACAGUGUGGAGUGUUAUGACCCUGAGAAGGACACCUGGUCGGAGGUGACUCACAUGACAUCAGGACGCAGCGGCGUGGGUGUGGCCGUCACCAUGGAGCCGUGCCAGAAAGAUCUGCCACAAUGUCAGAAUUCUGAGAGGGAGAUCGGUGCCCUGUCACCAGCCUUUCAGUCAGCCAACACCAGUUUCAGCUCUCACCAUAGUCAGCGGCACAGCGGGGCAUUCGGCAAGGGCACAUGAGGCUCAUCGCUCAACCCUGUCUCGCACACACACGCACACACACACACGCGCGCACACACACACACACACACACACACACACACACACACACACACACACACACACACACACACACACACACACACACACACACACACACACACACACACACACACACACACACACACACACACACACACACACACACACACACACACAAACAAGCACCCCAAAACUCCACUGUGUCUUCCCAAAAAGAAAGUCCCUCACAACUGAUUGGAGACAGAGGUGAGCUGAAAAAACACAUGCUGCCUCACUGGUUCAAGAGAUCACACUUGAUGUGAAAGCAUAAAAACAAAAAAAAACUAAAUCAUUAACACUUUAUUUUAAAAGUGCAGUGUUGACAGUCAUCUGUAAGGUGAUUUAAAAAUAAAAUAAAACCUAAUUUAAGGAUCCGCAUUGGACUUUCCAAAUCAAGUAUGAUCCCUGAUCCUACAGUCCACUUUUCUAGACCUGAAAGUUGAUUUAAUUUGUUAAAUUGUGUUCCACCAAAUCUGAGAGACAUCAGUCCGUCUGUGUUUUCAGAUCUGGUAUUUGAAGUCCUCAGUCGGACCAUCAUCUCCCAGGUUUGAGCCAUGGGAGGAAAGGGCUGCAUAUGAAAUAGGGCCAUUUACUGGCUCAAAGAGUCAUCUGUCAUCUUCACACUUCAAGCUAAAGUUGAAUCUGAGGGAAGAAAUGAUAAUGAUUGAAAUGAUCCCAUUAUAUUAUCACAAAAAAGUAGCAUAUGUCAGCACAGGCAGUAGAGUUAAAAGUGCCAUUACGAUGCCUGUGGGCAUCACUGUCAUCAGUAUAUUUACUUGAGGUGCUUGGAUGGAAAAGCACAGACAUUCACUGUGUGCUGUGUAGAAAUCGGUAAAGUUAACUCAGAUGGCCACAAGAUGAAGCUAAUAUAUGAGAACGGGCCUCAUGCAAAAACGUCUUCUGUGCCCUCAUCAGAAACCUCUUACUUCUGUUUUUACAGGUCAGAUUCAACAAACGUUCAUAACUGCACAAGCUUGUUGUAAGUUUCAGCUUCCUGUUCAUUUGUGAAAUUCUUUAAUUAGCAUAAUCAAUUCACCCACAAUUGCUUUCUGAAGCUUGUUUCGCUCCGUUUGUGGGCAAGUUUUAUUCACAAAAUCAUCACCCAGGAUUAAAACAAAUAGAAUUUCCCACUGUCGAGUUUUGACUCAAAUGAUCACAUAACAAAUCCAGCUGUCUGUAGUCGUAUUAGUGGACUGGAACAAACGGACACAGAAAUAAAGACUGGUUUGAUCUGGAAGAUAAAUUGUCCAUAACUAAAAUGAGAAACAGCGGUCAGGGCAGCAGGAUGCUCUGGGAGUGAACGAGAUAAUAUAUUCCAUCAAACAGAAGGUGAUGUUACACAGUUGGGUGAUAUAACAGAGUGUGAACAUCACCUGCACAGUGACCUGCAUUAAAACCCUGUGGGGUUUUGGGCUUAACCUUGAACAUUUUGACUGUAGGCCAAUAAUAAUAAUUGAAUCUAAUAAUACAUAAUUUUAAAUUUAAGCUGGUGUGAAGCUUGAACAGAAGAGAAGAAAUGGCAGAGCAUAGCCCACAUAAUUUCUGACAGUUUUUGAGGUACACGUUUCAAAUUCUCGAUGAUUAAAACAUGUAAAAGCAUCAAAAUAGAGCUUUAUUAUCAAAUAAAUAACUAAAAUUGGCCCCACCAUCAUUUUUAGCAUCAUUUUCGCGCUCUGCCUGUUUGAAAUCGCGUCUGCAAAUUGCUGCAUUUCCACUGACCUGCCUAAUUUGUUAACACUUCACCUGUGUUGUUUUCAGAGCAGACCCGCUCACAGAAAUCAGAUCUUUUCUCACGGAUUUAUGUCCUCUGCCGGGUUUUGUUCUUGCAUGAGGCCCAGAGUCUCAAAGUGCUGGUACAAGAGAAGCAGGACCUUAAAAAUAACCACAUUGUAACAAAAGUGUUCUUUAACUAAUAGCCACUGGUAUGAUCAUAAAAUGUGAUUUUGUUGUUUUGGAGAGGUGUCCAAGAGUGAUUGUUGCUUCUUGUGAGGCUGUCAGUCUGCUCCGGUGUAAGUGGUGUGUGGAGUGCCAAGAGAGCCAAGAAACAGGUGUGUUAGAGGAAACAGAAUACUGUAGCAUUUUAAAAACGUGGAUUCAAACAUCUCAUUUGAUGUGUUUUUAUAAAAAAAAAAAACACUAAUUACUGACACAAUUAAGAAACCUCCCCUUGCAGUUGACUUUUUUUUGGUUUUCACUUCCAUCAAACCUCAGAAACAGAAGUGACCAUGUUUGUGCAUCAGUGUUCAGAUAUUGUGCACUGAUGACGACAACUUGCUUAAAGAAGCGUAUUUGUAACAGCAAUUUAAGCUACAAAGGUUUUUAAGUGAUGUUUUGUACAUUGAUAUUCUACGAAGUCUUGUACAGAAUUUCAGAGCUCACUUUUUUAUUUAUUUGUUCAGGAUCGUUUUGGUUUUCUCGUUCUUCUAAACUGACAUCAGCUUUGUAUUGAAUUGGACUCUGGUGUUGUGUUUUUGAUUAACUAGCAUGCAUUGUAACUAAGUAGAAUGCCUGUCGAUGCUAAUUUUU
This is a messenger RNA of Centropristis striata (black sea bass), 5575 nucleotides long. RefSeq names its product kelch-like ECH-associated protein 1b (gene keap1b). Lineage: Eukaryota; Metazoa; Chordata; Actinopteri; Perciformes; Serranidae. The record is from RefSeq and is a predicted model, not a curated record. Bases 1121 to 2989 code for a protein of 622 amino acids. The transcript is spliced from 7 exons. Gene Ontology annotation, molecular function: protein binding.